AUGAAUAUCUUUGUAUAUAGAGCACAUGAAAAGUCUCUCCUCUUUUCACAUUCGUAAAUCUUCCCAACAUCUUGCAGAUGGAAACACCCACGAGACGGCGAUUCUCAACGACGUAGUGAUCGAAAGGAUAUUCCCUCAGAAAAGACGCUCGUUUUCACACUUCUACGGAGAGGAAGACAGAGAGAUCAUGUCCGUUAAACUUGUUAUGAAGAAUAACAGGUGCACUCUCUACAAACUGGAAGGCGACACUUCUAGAAAUCUGGGAGUGUUCCACGCUGACAACUUGACAAAGCUCGAGAACGGCUUCCAAGUGACCUUGGAGACCCAGAUGACCACAGAUGACGUCGACGGGGGCAAGCGACUCAAGAAGAGAAGGAGGAGGAACAGAGAGGCGUCCUUGGUGAUCCUGACCAUUCCGCAGGAGCAGCAGGAGGAGUACAUGAAAGUCAUAUCGAAGGUGAGACAAUCGGGUAUCUUUUUGUUUUCUUUUUCAUCUCGUUUAUUUAUGAGUAUAGGUGUACUAAAUUGUUACCUUUUUUAUGUAUCUAUAAAUUCCCUCAAUACCUAUACUAUGUAGUCAUCAUUAGCUGAUGUUGUUAUAGUUAUUGUUCUUAACGUCGCAGCUGUUGUUAUUGUUACUGUUGUCUUCACAACAGCGUCAAUCAUCACGGCUUUCUAUUUUCAAUUUCCUUUUUUUUUUUUUUACAGAUGAGAAAAACAUUUCGUGGAGUCCUCUUCGGUAAAUCUUCUCUUAACUAACUUAACUUUGUAUAGAUACACCUUGUAUUUUUUUUUUUUUGUAUAUUGUAUUAGUGAUUUUGUUGUGUCGCCAUAUAAUUUAAAUUUUCAUUUCCAUAAUGCUAAUGUCUUAUUCACUAUGUUGUAUAUAUCUCUUUCAAAUAACAUAUGUACAUACCUUAUAUUCUGUGUAUAUAUUUUUUUUUUAAUAAAUCUUCUGUAAAACUAUAACUUCAUUGAUACAUCU
Messenger RNA from Penaeus chinensis, 985 nucleotides. RefSeq lists its product as uncharacterized. Bases 26 to 577 code for a protein of 183 amino acids. The record is from RefSeq and is a predicted model, not a curated record. The transcript has 2 exons. Lineage: Eukaryota; Metazoa; Arthropoda; Malacostraca; Decapoda; Penaeidae.